Molecule: messenger RNA, 1442 nt
Organism: Rhododendron vialii
Lineage: Eukaryota; Viridiplantae; Streptophyta; Magnoliopsida; Ericales; Ericaceae
Exons: 11
Coding region: 224-1054 (276 amino acids)
Biological process (GO): RNA catabolic process; ribonucleotide metabolic process
Cellular component (GO): ribonuclease H2 complex; nucleoplasm
Source: RefSeq, a predicted model, not a curated record
UUUUCUGAGUCCUCGUUUUAUGUACCUGGACCUCGACAUUAAUGUUAAAUUAUUAUUAAUGCUUAAAGGGAUUUGAACUGGAAAAAAAUACAAUUACGGGCAGUAACUACUACUACAGUACUAACAAGGAUCAAAUUCUAGGGUUUUUGUAGUAGUAUUAAUUUCUACACUCCAGAAUCAGAGAUUCAGAACCCGCCCAAAAUCUUAAAUCGAGCAGGAUUCCAUGUCUUGGUGGGAAGGUGUCGAUGAAACUCGUCUUCUUGUUGCACCAGAACCUAGUGCGACUGGAAAAUGUGGGGGACAAUUGCUGUCGCUUCGGCAUCCAAAAUCUGGUAACAGUACAUGCUUCCUCUUGAUCAAUGGUGGUCUUCAAGAAAUUCACUGGUUUAAGCAAUCCUACGGAUCUUGGUUUGUGGGAGAUUACGUUUGCGAAGAUGGCCGCCUAUAUACUGCAACUCCAGUUGAUCCCGUGUUCAUCCUGUUGCCCAUUUUUGAGGAAGCACGAAUGAAGAAGGGAGAUGACCCAGGGAAGUUCAGGCAACUAGAUGAGAUGAUUUUUGUCAACGGCUAUCCAGGAUAUCAAUAUUUACUUUCCAUUGCGGAGACAUCUAUGCAAGUAGUUUGUGAUGUUAAAGAAAUUGGAUCGAUAAAGUUUUUUCGGCUUAAUGAUUCUAAAGUGUUAGCUUGGUUGAACUACAAGGUAGACCAACUAAAGCGGACUCUACUCACAUUGGAUAAAAACUAUGCUGCACAGGAUGAAAAGGACACAUUAACUGAUGCAGUUUCAGUAUUGGGCGAGUAUUUGAAGGAAGAGCCAUGGUUGGAGCUCCUAUGCAGCAAUCUAAAGUUAGAUUUACAAGCAGCUAAGACAGCAGAUAUUGAAGUGCUCCCAAUUGCAAUGGAAAACGGUCCUGCGUCUUUUGAGCCUGGACAGGAAAAGAAUGGGAGCGACAAGAAAACUACCAGGAAUGCUAGGCAAAUUAAAAAGGCAAAAGUGGAGACAGAUUCAAGAAAUAUCAGAGACAUGUUUACAAGGGCCUCAAGAAGGAAAUGAUUACUGUUUUCACUUGAUCAACUAGAGGCAUUCGAUGUUUCAAUGGAGCCUUGUUCUAUCUUGGCACACUGAAUCGGUGAAUCCCUUUGUCCAAGGGUGCUGCCCGUCACAGCACAAGUUGUCAAACCAACAUUGGGUAAUGGCCGUUAUGAACUUGUUCUGGGCUGCUUUUCCAUACGACACUAGGAAACCCAACUUUAAAGCGUCAAUUUUUGAUGAAAGAAUUAGAAUUCCUUCCGACCAAUUGAAAUGUUGUCAUUCAAGCGCGUGCUAAAAUGUGCCAUCAGUUGGAAUGCGCUAGGUAGUGGUUAGUUCUAUGUUGUGCUAUUAAUUGGAUGCUUUUUAUGGUAUUGCUGUUUAAUCUAUGGAACACCAAAUUUGCUAGCAA